Trichoderma gamsii is the source of this 1221-nucleotide messenger RNA. RefSeq lists its product as hypothetical. Gene Ontology annotation, molecular function: nucleotide binding. The coding region runs from base 1 to 1221 and encodes 406 amino acids. Lineage: Eukaryota; Fungi; Ascomycota; Sordariomycetes; Hypocreales; Hypocreaceae. The record is from RefSeq and is a predicted model, not a curated record. The transcript is spliced from 3 exons.
AUGUCCAUGAUUGGCCGUCUCUGGGGCUGCUUCAACCCGCCCACCCCUCCAAAAAGCAGCGAUGCUAUCCGGUUCGGCGUUUUGGGAGCUGCCAGCAUUGCUCCCUAUUCCUUAUUCAACCCCGCCAAAUCACACCCCGAGGUCAUCGUCCAGGCCAUCAGCGCUCGUGAUCGCAGCAAAGCGGAAGCGUAUGCCAAAUCUCAUGGCAUUCCCGAGGUAAAAGAUACUUAUCAAGAAAUCCUCGAUGAUCCCAACAUCGAUGCCGUCUUCAUUCCCCUGCCUAAUAGCCUACAUUUUGAGUGGGCUGUCCGGGCCAUCCGUGCCGGCAAGCAUGUCCUGCUUGAAAAGCCUUCCGUAUCCAACUCUGCCGAAGCCGAUAUCCUCUUCAACUUGCCAGAGUUGGACCAGCCCAACGGCCCCGUUUUGCUCGAAGCCUUCCACAGCCGCUUCUAUCCUGCCUGGGCUUUGUUCAACUCGUUGGUUGACCCCGCCGAAGUCGAGCACGUGGAGUCGCGCUCUAUGCUUCCCUGGUGGGCCACCAGCAAGGACGCGAUUUACUUCAACUACAAUCUUGCCGGCGGCACCAUCUUGGCCAUGGGCACGUAUAACUUUGCCGCGUUGCAGUUGCUCUUUGGUGAAAGCCCAGAGGAGUGCAUCAGCUGCGACGUCAAGUCGUACACAGAGGGCAUACAUGACAAGUGUGACUAUGAGUUCAAGGCCACGUUCCGUUUCCCCAAUGGCGGCACCGGCGUGGCCUCCAGCACGCUGGUGGGCGAAACCGUGAUGAAGCCAUCAUGGGUUACAGUCAAGACCAGAGAGGCGGCCAUUCCUAAUGAUGACCUGCCUGCGGGCCAGCAACAGUAUCAAAAGCGGGAGCUGACGCUGCAAGGCCUUAUCCAUGGAGCCUUCUGGCAUCGCAUCGACAUCAAAGAAGUCAACGAGAUCCGAACAAAGGAUGGCCAAGUUGUCAAGCAGUGGGAGAAGACGACCUCGCGAAAAGCAUACACCUGGAAGGAAGCUGGCGGCGAGUUUUCUGAUCUGCCCGGCGAGGCUCACUGGAUGUCCUUUAGGCACCAGCUGGAACAGUUUGUCAACAAGGUCAAGGGGCGCAAGACGCAGCACUGGGUUGAGAGGGAGGAUUCGAUUGCACAGAUGAAGAUGCUUGAUAUGGCCUAUGAGAAGAGCGGCCUGGGGCCAAGGCCGACCAGUUCGUUCAAGUGA